AUGGACUUGUUAUUUGUAUUAUUGCUGUUGGGUUGCUUCUGUUCUUUUGUGUUGUCUGAUCAGCAAGGAGAUGCACUGAUUGCGUUGAAGCUAUCACUGAAUGCUUCAAGUCAACAGCUUACUGACUGGAAUGAAAAUCAAGUCAACCCAUGUACUUGGUCAAAUAUUAACUGUAAUCAAAACAACAAUGUUCUUGGAGUUUCGUUGGGGAUAAUGGGAUUCACAGGAUACUUGACCCCUAGGAUAGAAGCUCUAAAAUAUCUCCAAUUUAUUUCUUUGCAAGGAAAUGACAUCACUGGUGACAUACCAAAAGAAUUCGGAAACCUGACUAGCUUGGUCAGGUUGGAUUUGGAAAACAACAGAUUAACCGGUGAAAUACCGUCUUCCCUUGGUAAUCUCAAACAGCUCCAAUUCUUGACAUUGAGUCAAAACAAUCUCAGUGGGACUAUUCCUGAAUCAAUUGCCAGUAUUUCAAGCUUGAUCGAAGUUCAGCUAGAUUCAAAUAAUCUUAGUGGCCGAAUUCCUCCGCAGUUAUUUGAAGUUUCUAAUUACAAUUUCAGCGGAAAUAAUUUGAAUUGUGGCAUGAGUUAUGGCCAACCUUGUGCUAACAAUAAUUCAGAUCAAGGUUCAUCACAUAAACCAACCGGCCUCAUAAUCGGAUUUAGCAUAGCAUUUGUAGCUAUCCUUGUUAUUGGUGGCCUCCUAUUUUUUUGGUGCAAGGGUAGACACAAGGGCUACAAACGUGAAGUUUUUGUAGAUGUUGCAGGUGAAGUUGAUCGGCGAAUUGCAUUUGGUCAAUUAAGAAGAUUUGCAUGGAGAGAACUACAAAUAGCUACCGACAACUUCAGUGAGAAAAAUGUUUUAGGACAGGGAGGCUUUGGAAAGGUUUAUAAAGGCGUCCUUUCUGAUAACACCAAAGUUGCUGUUAAAAGGCUAACUGAUUAUGAAAGCCCUGGGGGAGAUGUAGCUUUCCAGCGUGAAGUUGAGAUGAUAAGUGUAGCAGUUCAUCGGAACUUGUUACGGCUGAUUGGGUAUUGUACUACUCCAACUGAGCGCCUUUUAGUUUAUCCCUUCAUGCAGAACUUAAGUCUUGCAUAUCGUCUACGAGAACUCAAACCGGGGGAACUUGUUUUGGGUUGGCCUACAAGAAAACAAGUGGCUCUGGGAACUGCACGGGGCCUAGAAUAUCUUCACGAGCAUUGCAAUCCUAAGAUUAUUCACCGGGAUGUGAAGGCAGCCAAUGUAUUACUAGACGAAGAUUUUGAAGCAGUUGUCGGCGACUUUGGUUUGGCAAAGUUAGUAGAUGUUCGAAAGACUAACGUGACAACUCAAGUUCGUGGAACAAUGGGCCACAUAGCUCCUGAAUAUUUGUCGACGGGAAAGUCCUCAGAAAGGACUGAUGUUUUUGGCUAUGGGAUUAUGCUUCUGGAGCUUGUUACAGGCCAACGUGCAAUUGACUUCUCACGGUUGGAAGAGGAAGAUGAUGUGUUGUUACUUGACCAUGUUAAGAAAUUAGAGCGGGAGAAAAGACUAGAAGUUAUUGUUGAUCGCAACCUAAACAAAAAUUACAACAUACAAGAGGUAGAAAUGAUGAUAAAAGUUGCAUUACUGUGCACUCAAGCAACGCCAGAAGACCGUCCACUAAUGUCGGAGGUUGUAAGAAUGCUAGAAGGAGAAGGGUUGGCUGAAAGGUGGGAAGAAUGGCAACACGUGGAGGUGAACCGGAGACAAGAAUACGAGAGAUUACAAAGAAGAUUUGAUUGGGGAGAAGAUUCAGUUUAUAAUCAAGAUGCCAUUGAGUUGUCUGGUGGGAGAUGA
Vicia faba (fava bean) is the source of this 1818-nucleotide messenger RNA. The record is from the annotation of a GenBank genome assembly. NCBI's taxonomy places the organism in Eukaryota, Viridiplantae, Streptophyta, Magnoliopsida, Fabales, Fabaceae.